AUGGAACUCAGUGCUCAAGGUUACAACAGGUGUUUACAACAAGAAACUGCACAAUGCCUGACCUGGGUAGGGCAUCCGGAAACACGAUUUACUUUUGACCAUGUUGCUUGUGAAACAAUUGACCAGGUACCAGAAAUGAGCAAUACUGAGUUCUGUUUCUACAUGAAUUUGAUUCUCUUAAUUGCAAUGUGUUACAAGAAGUAUGAAUUUGUGCAGGAAACUCUUUUUAGGAUGGUUGGUCUACCAAUGGUGGAGAAUUGUUUGUCUGGAUAUAAUAGUUGUAUCUUUGCAUAUGGGCAGUUUUAUCUUGUUUCUGAUAUAGCUGUGAAAGAACUCAUUGCAGUUGCCACCAACAGAGAAGGUAAAGUUGGUGGAAGAAACGAAUAUGAAGCCACUUGA
This is a messenger RNA of Lactuca saligna, 399 nucleotides long. The record is from the annotation of a GenBank genome assembly. Lineage: Eukaryota; Viridiplantae; Streptophyta; Magnoliopsida; Asterales; Asteraceae.